Plodia interpunctella (Indianmeal moth) is the source of this 7016-nucleotide messenger RNA. RefSeq names its product titin-like. The coding region runs from base 16 to 6651 and encodes 2211 amino acids. Lineage: Eukaryota; Metazoa; Arthropoda; Insecta; Lepidoptera; Pyralidae. Gene Ontology annotation, cellular component: stress fiber; filamentous actin; Z disc. The transcript is spliced from 19 exons. Gene Ontology annotation, biological process: actin cytoskeleton organization; muscle structure development. Gene Ontology annotation, molecular function: muscle alpha-actinin binding; actin binding. The record is from RefSeq and is a predicted model, not a curated record.
GCGGCCACAGUGCCGAUGCCAAGUUUAACUGCUCAGUUAUCGACGCACUUUCGCUUUGUGAACCCGUUUAAUAAUGUGUACAUUUUGUUAAUAACACAGAUGGAGUUGGGCGUAGUCCUGUCGCGGGAGGGGGCGCAGCCCUGGGGCUUCCGGCUCAUCGGGGGCACCGACUUCAAGAUGCCCCUAACUGUUGUUAAGGUCCUGCCAGAUUCGCCAGCAGAGAGAGCGGGGCUACAAAACGGCGACACAGUUGCGCGAUUCGGCGACAAAAUCACUGACGAUUUGACGCACGACGACGCGCGACUAAUCGUCGACAGCGCCGAUUUGUCUCUCAGACUUCGUGUGAAGCGCGGCCUCUACGAUCCAGUUCUGGACAAUUACGAGCCGAUUUACGAGGACAUAGACCAGAUAGAGCGGGCCGAUACCGACCAACCGUCGCAGCCAACUGAGGUACUCGACACCUUCCAAAUCCAGCAGUUCUUGGAUCCAAACCAGGACAUCUUCCCUUCAAAAGACGUUACUGACGCUCCUAAACUAUCAGAAUCAAGGUCCUUAACUGCUUCACCUUUCGCCCUUAAUGCUAAGCCUUACCGACCAUUUUCCACUGAUCCACUACCACAAAUACCGCCUUUAGAAGACCCUAUUAUUCUUAACCCUAAUUAUAGCGAUGAAUUCGGAAAAAUACUAGAUGAAUUCGAUGAUCUAAAAGGAAAAUAUGAAAGCAGAUUCAAGCUACCAAUUUCAGAGCAGUAUGAUCCUAAUUGGGAGAAGAAAGAGAAAAACAGACAGGAAAAAGGUAAAAAGGCCAUUGAAGUAACUGAAAUAGAAACUAAAAGAGUAUGCAAAGAGACUGUAAUAAAAACAGAUGUGUAUGAAAUCAUUUCUGAUAAGAAAGAACAGAUGGUAAAAGAAGAUGUAGCGUUUAUGAAGAAGAUGAAACAAGAAAUCGAUUUAGAUAAAAUUGAAAUGACGGCUACUAGCGUUGUUGAUGAAAGUAUUGAAAAGGCUAAGAUCGUUGCUGAACAGAUUAAAAAAGAAAUUGAUGUAGAACUUUCCGACAACACCAGUUCGGAAGUUCAAUCUAAAACUAUGGGAGAUUCAAAAAUUUAUUCAGAAACCAAAUCUGAAUUCUUAGAAACAUCACAAGUUUCAAUCGAGAAAAUUGAUAAGCAAUCUGAACAUGAAGAUCUUGGUAUUGUCAAACGAGAACUAUGUACAGUAGAUAAUUCUAAGGAAUCAAAGGAAAUUUCUGAUAAAGUUGAAAAUAAAAUUGAAGUAAAAGUGGCUAAAAAUGUUGAAAAAUUUGAAGCAAUUGAUGUUGAAGAUCACAUAAGCGAUGAAAAGAAAAAGUCAAUCCAGAAAGAAGUAGAAGAAGUAAUAGAAAUCGGAACCGUGAGGAGAAAAUCAAAGAUGUUUGAUAAUGAGGACACAAAUAUAGAAACAAAAGUUAAAACUAACGUAAAAGCCGAAGAGUCCGCAGAAACUGGGAAAGUUAAAAGAAAAUCUAUGAUUUUUGAUAAAGAAGAAACUGUUUAUGAUUCCAAAAUCAAAUCUGACGUAGAUACACAAAUCGGACAAGCCAAAACUGAUAUCAUUAAUGAAAAUAUUAAAUCCGUCUCGAAUAAAACGGACAAAAAAACAUUUGAAACUAAAGUAAGCGCUCAGGCAGAACAUAGGGCAUACUCAAUUGGCUUAAAAACUAUACCGAAUAUCAGAGGAACUGUACAUUCUUCCUAUCAUUAUCACUUACUGCUUCAAACCUUUUUCUUACAUCUCACUGACGUCAUGGUUGCUUUGUCUAGAUUUAUUUUAACUGAACCAGUGUUCAAUAAAGUUGAAAAGAAAAGUGAGUCAGUUUCCACUCAGCAAAUGAGUUCAACUGAGUUUGAAACGGAAUGUGUUUCAAAGAAAUCCGAGGAUUUCAUAAAAGUAUCUGAAUCAAAGUCUGCUGAAAAACGGGUAGACAUAACAGAUGGUAGUUUUGUUCGAAAGGACAAAAUAGAUAACGCAGUACAAGAAAAGACUCGAUUGAAGGGCGUAAAUGAAGACAAAAGGGAAACUGAAGUUGUAGAAUCAACAGCAACAAAAAGUGAAGUAAAAGACAACAAUGUCGAAAUCAAAACUCAUAAAAAAGCUGUAUUUGGUUCAGAAAUGGCACAGCUUAGCGAGAAAAAAGCUGAGGGAUUGACAGUAAAAAUGGAUGCUGUUAUUACAGAAUUUGAAAAUAAAACAGGCAUAGAAGAGACAUCUGAACACCGUACAAGAUCAAGAAGUCGCAGUCAAGUUGUUGAAGAAGUGAUGAAGGAAAGUGACCCCUUGGAGUGGUUAUCUAAAGUUAACAGUUUAAAAACUCAAGAAAUUACUGAAUUUAAGACAUCAUCCACUGAGUCGAGUAGUGUAGUUGAGUCAACUGCUGCGAAAAAAGAGAUAAGUAAUGUUGUUAUAUCUGCAGCUGAAAAGAAAAUAGACAGUAGACAUGGGUCAAGGCCUAGGUCGACUACUCCUAACAAGCAAAUGUAUGUUGCUAUCGUAGAAUCUCAUGUCUACACUAAUAAAGACACUAUUCUACUCGAUCAAACCGAUAUAUCUGAAACAUCAUCAGUUGUUGAAGAAACAAUAGAUACAGAAUCUAUACAAACCGCUGUUUCUGAAAACAUAACCAAAGAAAGGUCAGAAGUUGUAAAGGAAUCUGUUAGUUUGAGUAAAGAUAAAAGACACGAUGAUGUUUCAAUUGCUAAACAUGAAGAAGCUGUUCUCCAAAAAGACGAAAAAGUAUAUAAAGAAACAAAUACUAUUACAAUGGAACAAAUUAACGCACAAGCUAUGAAAACUAAUAUACAAACUGCUGUAACUAAUAUCGACCAAGUCGAAAAACCUAUAGUUAAAGAUUAUAAAAGUAAAAUUGAAGAAGUAUGUCAAAAGUCAAAUGAGGAUAUAGAAGAUGUUAAAGUUGAAACAAUUCAAAAUGAUGUACAAUCGAAACAUACAACAGCUUUUCAGCAAGAAACUAUAGUUGAAUUGCAAGAGGAUAAGCAACUUGAAAUGAAAAUGGAAGAAGUUGUGCAAAAAUCCAAUGAAAUUAUAGUAGAAAAAGGCAAAGUUGAAUCUAAACAAAGUGAAAUUAAGAUACAAGAUAUAAUUGCACAACAGGUGGCCGAACCUAUAGUUGAAUUGUACGAGAGCAAAAAAGUUAAUAUUAAAGAAACACAGGAAAUGUCAGCUAAAAAGGAAAUCACAGAAGUAGCCGAAAAGGAAACUGUUGAAAUACAGGAGAUUGUAAACGAUUCAUUGGCAGUUGAAGAAGAAUACGAGAGUCAUGGACUCGUCGAAUUAGCGAAAGAAGAAUUAGCUGUUGUCAAAGAAGAACAAACAUUAGAACUUGAUGUAAGUGCUGAUAUCAAAGUAGACAAAACAGAAAUCAAAGAAACCAAACCACAAUUAGAGUCAGCUGCUCUGAAAAUUGUAAAAGAACAAGUUACAGAAAUUCAACCAUCGCCUGAAAUUUUAGAAAAGGAAGAAACAAAAGUUUUUACUAUUGAGAAAUCUAUUGACAUGUCAAAGGGCGCUUUUGUGGAAUCUGAAAGUAAAUUUAUUGACAUAUCCUCAUCCAGUUCGUUAGAUUCUAUUGACUUGAAAAGCAAAUCAGCUAUUCAAGAGUCAACUUUUACAGCUAAAUCAACAAAGAAAUUGGAAUCUUCAAUUAUAGCUUCAUCGAUCUCUGAAUCAGUCCAAGAGUCAUCGUUUAUUGCUAAAUCGAAUGCCCAAAAGUUAACUUUAAGAACAGAUAUAGCUCAAAAAACGAUGUUAGAACAACAAUCAUCAGUGUCGAGUGACGAUAUUAAUAAUAUAGAUACCCCUACUCCUUCCACAGUCCCUCCCACGCCUGUAACAGACGAAUACGUAUUUAAACUACAAAUUCCUUUGCCAAAAAUUAGUGGUAACAUCAUUCCUUUGGACCUCACACCUGAAGAGGAAGAAGAUAUUCAUAUAGCUAAGAAGAAACUGGUUCCACACAUUGAAACCACUCUAGAAUCCCCCGUCUUAUACGAUCCCCCUCUUCCGUCGCCUCCUGGAACCAAAGUCGGAUCCCCAGUGUAUACCAAACCCGGUUUGAGAGGAGGGAAUCUGAGUUAUUUAAGAAAGGAAGAAAUAUUGGAAAUUGAAAGAAAAUCAACGCUGCUCGCAUCAGCGAUUGACAAGACAAUAAAAAGCAUAGAAGAAUAUAAAGAACAAGUAGGAAUGGAAACGAAAAAAGACGUAGAAUUAGAAGAAUCAACAUUUAGUUCUAAAAUUGAGAAGUUAGUUAAAGGAGAAUCAACAGUUGCCGUAUCAAAAACUGAAGUAAAAAGCAAAAUCGAUGAGGAAUGGACAAAAGUUGAUAAGCAGGUAGAAGAUAGUAAUAUAACAUUGACAAAGUUAUCUAAACUUUCUGUUGAAGAUGAUAAAGUUGAAUCUAAAGUAAUUUUAAUGAACGGCGAUAAUGCUAAAGAUGCAACCGAAAAUAAAUAUGCGAAAGAAACGAAUGAACAAUUUAAGCCUGAAAAUGUAAUAAAUGGAAUGGUAAAUGGUCAUUCAGAUUCUAUAAAAGAUGAUGAUAGCUUUUGUGAACCGGUUGAAUCUAGAAUUUGCGGAGAAGAAGCUGUCAAUUACGCAAAAUUGUCUAAGCGUAAUAAAAACCUAGAUUGUACAACGAAUGGUGAAAAUGGAACAACGAAUGUGAUCACUGAUGUGGGAAUUGUUGCUUUUAAUGACGAAGGUGUGGAAAUAAUUGAAGAGAAAGAAGACCCAAUGAAAGGAUUCAGACCUGUUGUAUUUAAUCCCGAGCCUAACAAACCGAGAGUUACUGGUGUUUAUAUAGAUCUUCCUUCGCAAGAGACAGGCCGACCAUACACGACUCCUACGGGAGAACUCCUCGGAACUCAUCAGGGCAUUGUUGAUGGACUGGAGGAAGCGACUGUUGAUGAAGAAGUAGCUAAGGAACUGGGUAAGCCGGGCAUGACUGAAGAAAAGAUAGCCGAAUUGAUAUCUGGAGAAUCCGAAAUGUUGAGAGAAGCCCACGUUAUGGGACUUAGCCGCGUAAUCACGUCGCAUAUGAGCCGAGCUGUCGACAAUUCCAGCGUGGACUUCAACAAGAUCAAACCCAUUGUGGAGUCCCUCAAAGACUCCGAAGUCCUGAAGGCCUUGAACGAGGAACUGCUGAAAAAGAGUAAAGAGGAGAAGAAGAAGAAUGAGAAGAAGUGGACGACGUUUUUGCAGAAGCCGAAGAGAGCUGUGCCCAAAGUGAAGUUUGGGUAUCACGCCUAUGUGGUGCAAGAAGAGCAAAUUGUUGAGGCUCCGUACAAAGUGAAAAUAGUAAAACAACCUAAGCCUAAAAUCGCGCCCGAUUACAAACCAGAGAAUGGUCAAGGCAUGGAAUUAGUAGGAACUCAGAGUUUCGACACAGGACCCCUCCCCUGGGAAGAGAGGGCGUUGAACGAACCCCCUCCCCCGCCGGUGGAAGCUGAAGACCCCAUAUUAGUGCCUGAAGAGGUACCAGAGUUUCUGGAAGCCGUCGACCCACUGCCGGAGAGUGAAGUUCCUGAUUUAGAGGAUACUGGCAUACCCUUGCCACCGCCCAAAUCUGAGGAAGAAAGAGUCGAACCAGUUCCCGAGCCGGUUGAGGAGAGCCACGAGGAACCACAACAAGAGAAAGAGCCAGAACACCCAGUAGAGGAGAAUAAACAAGAAAUGGAGAACCGACUCGCUGAAGAAUUGGUGUCGAGCGUGCAGAAUAUGGUCGAUCCGAACGCCCCCAUAGAACAGCAGCUGGAGCAGAUGCGGGCGCAGCUGCGCGCGCUGGCGCGGCUGCCCGGCCUCGUGCAGCGCGCGCUGUGCGCGCUCAGCGACCAGCUCGGACACGCUCAGGAAUCCGUGUCGAUCCAAGCGAGCCAGCAAACGUCGGCGCCCGUGGAGGAGACUCGGCAGUGCGUACUUGUGACUGAAGUCACAGACGACGACGAGCCGACAAUCUCUGAAGAAACCGGGGAAGUUGUCCAGAAAGAACAGAAUGAAGAAAUUGAGGAAGUGAACGAAACAGUCGUAGAGAAUGUGGCAACACCGAGGCUCACGCAAGAGGAGAUGGAGAAGUUGAGGAUAGAAGAAGAGGAAAUGCUGGAAGAGCAGAGAAGAAUUGAGAAGCAGAAAAAGGAGAUGGAGCAAAUCCGUCAGGACCAGGAGUCCCGGCAAAUCAAGCAACGGCCGACCCCACGCGUGGGCAAACCCAAGCCGGUGUUCGGGAAUGGCGACCAAGAGCGGCCAUUGGUGUUACCAGGCGGCAGAAAAUGGCGCGGGCCGAAAGACGCUUACAAUGAUCAGUUUAUAGCGGAAACUCUGAGCGCUCAAGCGGAGAUGAUACAAGGAAAAGCAAUGGGGAUGUCAUUCGAAAGCGACAUACUGCCAUACGACGAAAGGAUCAACUUCCUAAAGUACGAGAAGCCGCCAGUAUCGCUGGACCACUUGCAGCAUUCGGACGUGUAUAAGCUCGUGCACAAUAUGGACCAGACGCCGCCGAGGCGCGUCGACAUGUUGACGCCUGUCGUCGCCGAGGCCGACUAUAGAGAGAAAUGUCGUUCAAUCUCCCCCUGUGCGGGCCGCGCUCAAGUUCAGCCCUGAAUAUAUAAUAAAGACCAAACUUACAAAUAGAACACGCAUGUCCAUUUAUUUAUUAUGACGACCUCGGUGGCGCAGUGGUAAGAUUCUUGCCACUGAACCGAGAGGUCCCGGGUUCGAUCCCCGGUCGGGUCAUGACGGAAAAUGAUCUUUUUCUGAUUGGCCCGGGUCUUUGGAUGUUCAUCUAUAUAUGUAUUUGUUAUAAAAUAUAGUAUCGUUGAGUUAGUAUUCCAUAACACAAGUCUCGAACUUACUUUGGGGCUAGCUCAAUCUGUGUGGUUUGUCCUGAUAUAUUUAUUUAUUUUAGUUACAUUUCAUUUUGUAUUUCUUGUUGAUUGUUUUAAUAAAUAUUGUUUCAAACUAAGAAA